Chionomys nivalis (European snow vole) is the source of this 3203-nucleotide messenger RNA. RefSeq names its product lipase E, hormone sensitive type (gene Lipe). The transcript has 10 exons. Gene Ontology annotation, cellular component: cytosol. NCBI's taxonomy places the organism in Eukaryota, Metazoa, Chordata, Mammalia, Rodentia, Cricetidae. Gene Ontology annotation, biological process: cholesterol metabolic process; triglyceride catabolic process. Gene Ontology annotation, molecular function: sterol ester esterase activity; triacylglycerol lipase activity. The record is from RefSeq and is a predicted model, not a curated record. Bases 149 to 2563 code for a protein of 804 amino acids.
CGUCAGGACUACCGGCUGUCCCAGUGCGGUCUUGGGAGAAGUGUCCGCAAUGCGAGUCUGUCGGAAUAGAUAAGGUUCCCGCUCGGGUUAGUUAUUCUCUGUGGGACCAAGAGCAACAGUUGCGCUCUUGGUGUUUUCGGCCUGGGAAAUGGUUCGAACGUCGAUUUUUCAUGUCUUCUGCACUAUUAAGAGGAUAAUGGGGAAGAAUUGUAGCCGCUUUUUCGAAAAGAGGAACAAGUAUAAGCGUGUGAAAGCCUCAGCAUUCUCACACAGCAUGGAUCUGCGCACAAUGACACAGUCGCUGGUGACGCUCGCAGAAGACAACGUGGCCUUCUUCUCAAGCCAGGGCCCCGGAGAGACGGCUCGGCGGCUGUCCAAUGUCUUUGCAGGUGUUCGAGAACAGGCCCUAGGACUGGAGCCAACCCUAGGCCAGCUGCUGGGUGUGGCACACCAUUUUGACCUGGACACAGAGACACCAGCCAAUGGAUACCGAAGCUUGGUGCACACAGCUCGUUGCUGCCUAGCACACCUACUACACAAAUCCCGCUAUGUGGCCUCCAACCGCCGAAGUAUCUUUUUCCGUGCCAGCCACAACCUAGCAGAAAUGGAGGCCUACCUGGCUGCUCUUACCCAGCUCCGUGCCCUAUCCUACUAUGCCCAGCGCCUGCUGGCUAUCAACCGACCAGGGGUGCUCUUCUUUGAGGGUGAUGAAGGACUCACUGCUGACUUCCUGCAAGAGUAUGUCACACUGCAUAAAGGCUGUUUCUAUGGCCGCUGCCUGGGCUUCCAGUUCACGCCUGCCAUCCGGCCGUUCCUGCAGACCCUCUCCAUCGGACUGGUGUCCUUCGGGGAACACUACAAACGCAACGAGACAGGCCUCAGUGUGACUGCCAGUUCCCUCUUCACCGGUGGCCGAUUCGCCAUAGACCCAGAGUUGCGUGGGGCUGAGUUUGAACGGAUCAUUCAGAACCUGGACGUGCACUUCUGGAAAGCCUUCUGGAACAUCACUGAGAUCGAGGUGUUGUCGUCCCUGGCUAACAUGGCAUCAACCACUGUGAGGGUAAGCCGCCUGCUCAGCCUGCCACCCGAGGCCUUUGAGAUGCCACUAACCUCUGACCCCAAGCUCACAGUUACCAUCUCACCUCCCUUGGCACACACAGGCCCAGGGCCUGUGCUAGCCAGGCUCAUCUCCUAUGAUCUGCGUGAAGGACAGGACAGCAAGGCACUCAACAGCCUGGUGAAAUCUGAGGGCCCACGCCUGGAACUGCGCCCACGACCCCAGCAGGCACCCCGCUCACGGGCCCUAGUAAUCCACAUCCAUGGUGGCGGCUUUGUGGCACAGACCUCCAAGUCACAUGAGCCCUACCUCAAGACCUGGGCCCAGGAGCUAGGAGUUCCCAUCAUCUCCAUCGACUACUCCCUGGCCCCUGAGGCCCCCUUCCCCAGAGCGCUGGAGGAGUGUUUUUUUGCCUACUGCUGGGCUGUCAAGCACUGUGACCUGCUCGGAUCAACAGGGGAGCGGAUAUGCCUUGCAGGGGAUAGUGCAGGCGGGAACCUCUGCAUCACUGUGUCCCUUCGAGCAGCAGCCUACGGAGUGAGGGUGCCAGAUGGCAUCAUGGCAGCCUACCCAGUCACCACCCUGCAACCCUCUGUCUCUCCCUCUCGUCUUCUGAGCCUCAUGGACCCACUUCUACCAUUGAGUGUACUCUCUAAGUGUGUCAGUGCCUAUUCAGGGACAGAGACAGAGGACCACUCAGACUCAGACCAGAAGGCACUGGGCGUGAUGGGGCUGGUACAGAGAGACACAUCCCUAUUCUUCAGAGACCUCCGCCUGGGUGCCUCCUCGUGGCUCAACUCCUUCCUGGAGCUAAGCGGACGCAAGCCCCAAAAGACCACAGCUCCCACAGCAGAGGCUGUGCGCCCCCCGGAGUCAAUGCGCAGGAGUGUGUCUGAGGCAGCUCUGGCCCAGCCAGAGGGCUUGCUGAACACUGAUAGCCUGAAAACUCUGACCAUAACGGACUUGAGCUUUAAGGGCAAUUCAGAGACGUCAGACAACCCCGAGAUGUCGCUGUCAAUGGAGACACUUGGCCCCUCCACACCCUCCGAUGUCAACUUUUUUCUGCGACCUGAGAAUUCCCAGGAAGAGGCUGAAGCCAAAGAUGAUGUGGGCACCAUAGACAGAGGCCCCCGCGUGCGCGCUGCGUUCCCUGAGGGUUUCCGCCCCAGACGCUCAAGCCAGGGUAUCCUCCGCAUGCCCCUCUACUCGUCACCCAUCGUCAAGAACCCCUUCAUGUCUCCUCUGCUGGCCCCUGACAGCAUGCUGAAGACCCUGCCUCCUGUGCACAUGGUGGCGUGCUCUUUGGACCCCAUGCUGGACGACUCUGUCAUGUUCGCGCGCCGACUGCGCGACCUGGGCCAGCCCGUGACGCUGAAUGUGGUAGAGGACCUGCCGCAUGGCUUCCUGAGCCUAGCGGCGCUAUGCCGCGAGACCCGGCAGGCUGCGGAGCUGUGCGUGCAGCGCAUACGGCUCGUCCUCACCCCGCCAUCCACACCGCUGAUCUGAGCCGGAACUGGGGACGGCGGGGGGCGGCACUAAAGACCUCUUGCUCCUAUCUGUGCGGGCCUCCGUGAUGAGUGCACUCCGGGACCGGCUCUAGGUCCAUCCGGCCCCUCGGUCGGACUGGGCGGGAAGGGGUGGGCUGUGCCUUAUAAUUUGAGACCGUAAGUGGGGCGGGGCAGGAAUCGAAAGCAGAGCCUGGGGGAGGGGGAUGCACACACACCUGUCACCGAGACAGCUGGACCUUCAAUUCACUCCACCACUGCCUUCUACUGCUGCUGUGACCGGCCACAGCUAGUCGGUUUUGUCUUUUGUAAAUAAAAGUUAUUUAAUUAGUUAGGCCUUUUUUAAAAACAGGAAAUGUGUUUGGCCAACAGGUGGCAGCACUGGGUUCAAGCAGCUGAGAAAGGGGAAACUAGAAUAUGUGGAACCCUACUCUAGCUUUGCUCACAACCAAAACCACCUAAGAUGCCUGGGAUCAUCCUUAAAGCCUCGGAGGCCUAGCCCCUGGUAGGCUCUGGGUUUAGCGAGACAAUUCAAACACAAGGCUUGCCCCUGGGGCUACUGAUCCAAGGUUCAGGGAGUCUGUGCAAUGGUGGUUAGCAGUUUCACAGAAGAGAUGGCCUUGACCUUAAGAGAGCACAGG